This is a messenger RNA of Raphanus sativus (radish), 1328 nucleotides long. Its product is annotated as homocysteine S-methyltransferase 1. The coding region runs from base 146 to 1126 and encodes 326 amino acids. Gene Ontology annotation, molecular function: S-adenosylmethionine-homocysteine S-methyltransferase activity; zinc ion binding. Gene Ontology annotation, biological process: S-methylmethionine cycle. Lineage: Eukaryota; Viridiplantae; Streptophyta; Magnoliopsida; Brassicales; Brassicaceae. The transcript has 6 exons. The record is from RefSeq and is a predicted model, not a curated record.
GAGACAAGAAACAUCCAUUGUAAGGAAGAAAAACACAAUCUUCACCAACAAAAGCGGCGUUGAUUCUCCGAUUUCACGAGACAAGAAAAUCUCAAAGUUUCUCGUUUUUAGGGUUUGCGAGAUACAUUGGGUUUUCUUUCGAGUCAUGGGUUUAGAGAAGAAAUCUGCAUUGUUGGAAGAUUUAAUAGAGAAAUGCGGCGGCUGUGCGGUGGUCGACGGCGGUUUCGCAACCCAGCUCGAGAUUCACGGCGCCGCCAUUAACGACCCUCUGUGGAGUGCCCUAUCUCUCAUCAAAGAUCCUGAACUCAUCAAGCGGGUUCAUAUGGAGUAUUUGGAGGCUGGUUCAGACAUUGUGGUUACUUCAUCUUAUCAGGCUACAAUCCCUGGCUUUCUCUCAAGAGGACUGUCGAUGGAAGAGAGCGAGUCUUUGCUACAAAAGAGCGUGAAACUAGCUGUUGAAGCCCGUGAUAGAUUCUGGGACAAAGUCAGCAAAACCUCAGGACACAGCUAUAACCGAGCUCUUGUAGCUGCUUCUAUUGGUAGCUAUGGAGCUUAUCUCGCUGAUGGCUCUGAGUACAGUGGAAGCUAUGGUGAGGAUGUAAGCUUGGACAAACUAAAAGACUUCCACAGGAGGAGAAUCCAAGUCCUAGUGGAAGCUAGUCCAGAUCUUCUCGCUUUCGAAACCAUACCUAAUAAACUCGAGGCUCAGGCGUGCGUUGAGGUGCUGGAGGAAGGGAAUGUGCAAAUCCCAGCGUGGAUCUGCUUCACAUCUGUAGAUGGUGAGAAUGCUCCUUCAGGUGAGAGCUUUGAGGAAUGCCUUGAAACCCUUAACAAAAGCAACAACAUUUGCGCUGUCGGCAUUAACUGUGCACCUCCUCAGUUCAUGGACGAUCUGAUUCUCAAAUUCUCCAAGCUGACCAAGAAGGCCAUCGUUGUGUACCCAAAUAGUGGAGAGGUUUGGGACGGGAAAGCCAAAAAAUGGCUGCCAUCGCAAUGCUUUGGUGAUGCUGAGUUUGAGAUGUUUGCACCGAAAUGGCGUGAGCUUGGAGCUAAACUUAUAGGAGGAUGCUGCAGGACUACACCUUCCACCAUCAGAGCUAUCUCCAGAGAUUUGAAACGAAGAUGAGUUCCCUCAGGGAAGAAAAGAUUGAAAGAUUUCACUUCUUUUAAUUCGUUUGACGACUCAUUCUUAGGGCUUUUAUUUUAUUUAUGGACUGUGUUGUUUUCUUGCCUCUCAAGUUUCCUUUGUUGUUUCAUGAUAUGUAUCCGUAAACUAGGCCUUGGGCUUUCUCGUAUGAGUGCCCAUAUAUGAUAAUUUUUUUCCUUUC